GUGUUGCUCUCACAACUUGUUAUAAAAGCUGAAUUAAUUACUUAUUCAUCCUGAUACAAGUCUGUCUUGACUAUGAUUUAAUACACCAUGUAGCUGCCAAAUGUUCUUCUCAAGGUUCUGGUGAUAACCAAAUGUUACUUUCCCCUCAAUGAUUCCCAGCCCUUAGAUAACUGGGCAUGAUUUGAUUGGACUGCCAUUUGUAUAAAAGGGUUGCUAACAAAUCAAAGGGUCUCACAGAUCUUUACUGUAAGAAAAUGGCACUAUUCGGUCUCCUGUCAUUUAUAGCACUUGUAAGUGCUACUUAUGGAUGUGGUACGCCUGCCAUCCAGCCUGUCCUCACUGGAUAUUCCAGAAUUGUGAAUGGUGAGGAGGCCAUUCCAGGAUCCUGGCCAUGGCAAGUCUCCUUACAGGACAGCACCGGUUUUCAUUUCUGCGGUGGAUCACUGGUCAGUGAUGAAUGGGUUGUUACUGCUGCACAUUGUGGUGUCAGAACUUCACACAGGGUUGUCUUGGGUGAAUUUGAUCAGCGUUCAUCUGCUGAGAAUGUUCAGGUUAAAUCUAUUGCCAAGGUCUUCAAACACCCACAAUAUAGCAUGUUUACAAUCAAGAAUGACAUCACUCUGAUUAAGCUGGCGUCUCCUGUCACUCGACAACUACAAGUAUCUCCUGUUUGUGUAGCAGAGGCAACAGAUAACUUUGAAGGUGGUUUGAGAUGUGUCACCACUGGAUGGGGACUGACUGAUUCUUCUGCAAGCCAAACCCCACCCAGGCUGCAGCAAGUAGCUCUUCCUCUUCUCACUAAUACCGAAUGCAAGAAAUACUGGGGCAAUAAAAUCUAUGAUGUGAUGGUCUGUGCUGGAGCUGAUGGUGCCUCCUCUUGCAUGGGUGACUCUGGUGGACCUCUUGUGUGCCAGAAGGAAGGAAGUUGGACAUUGGUUGGCAUUGUGUCCUGGGGAAGCUCCACUUGUUCUCCAUCAACUCCUGGAGUAUAUGCACGAGUUACUGAACUCAGGGAUUUCAUUGACCAGACUAUUGCUGCCAACUAAAGA
Molecule: messenger RNA, 1049 nt
Organism: Nanorana parkeri
Lineage: Eukaryota; Metazoa; Chordata; Amphibia; Anura; Dicroglossidae
Product: chymotrypsinogen 2-like
Exons: 7
Coding region: 255-1046 (263 amino acids)
Biological process (GO): proteolysis
Molecular function (GO): serine-type endopeptidase activity
Source: RefSeq, a predicted model, not a curated record